Messenger RNA from Tachyglossus aculeatus (Australian echidna), 3217 nucleotides. RefSeq names its product ArfGAP with GTPase domain, ankyrin repeat and PH domain 3 (gene AGAP3). The coding region runs from base 15 to 2777 and encodes 920 amino acids. Gene Ontology annotation, molecular function: protein binding; GTP binding; GTPase activity. Gene Ontology annotation, cellular component: nucleus. The transcript is spliced from 18 exons. Lineage: Eukaryota; Metazoa; Chordata; Mammalia; Monotremata; Tachyglossidae. The record is from RefSeq and is a predicted model, not a curated record. Gene Ontology annotation, biological process: proteasome-mediated ubiquitin-dependent protein catabolic process.
UCCCUCCCCGCGCCAUGAACUUCCAGGCGGGCGGCGGGCAGAGCCCGCAGCAGCAGCAGCAACAGCAACAGCAACAACAACAGCAACAGCAGCAGCAGCAACAGCAGCAGCAGCAGCAGCAGCAGAGCCUGGCGGGGUCGGGGUCCGGCGGGUCCGGCGGGGGGGUGGUGGGCGCGGGUCCCGGGGGCCCGUCGCCGCAGCUGUCGGCGGGGGCCCCCCCGCAGUUCGCCCUGUCCAACUCGGCGGCCAUCCGCGCCGAGAUCCAGCGCUUCGAGUCGGUGCACCCCAACAUCUACGCCAUCUACGACCUCAUCGAGCGCAUCGAGGACCUGGGGCUGCAGAGCCAGAUCCGGGAGCACGUCAUCUCCAUCGAGGACUCAUUCGUGAACAGCCAGGAGUGGACCCUGAGCCGUUCGGUGCCGGAGCUGAAAGUGGGCAUUGUGGGGAACCUGUCUAGCGGGAAGUCGGCCCUGGUGCAUCGCUACUUGACGGGGACGUACGUCCAGGAGGAGUCUCCGGAGGGGGGCCGGUUUAAGAAGGAGAUUGUCGUGGAUGGUCAGAGUUACCUGCUCUUGAUCCGAGAUGAAGGAGGGCCCCCCGAACUCCAGUUUGCCGCCUGGGUGGACGCGGUGGUGUUCGUGUUUAGCCUGGAGGAUGAGAUCAGCUUCCAGACGGUGUACAACUACUUCCUGCGCCUGUGCAGCUACCGCAGCGCCAGCGAGGUGCCCAUGGUGCUGGUGGGCACUCAGGAUGCCAUCAGCGCCGCCAACCCACGGGUGAUCGACGACAGCCGAGCCCGCAAGCUGUCCACAGACCUGAAGCGCUGCACCUACUACGAGACGUGUGCCACCUACGGACUCAACGUGGAGCGGGUCUUCCAGGAUGUGGCGCAGAAGGUCGUGGCCCUGAGGAAGAAGCAGCAGCUCGCCAUCGGGCCGUGCAAGUCACUGCCCAACUCGCCUAGCCACUCGGCCGUGUCCGCCGCCUCCAUCCCCGCUGUGCACAUCAACCAGGCCGCGAACGGCAGCGGCGGCGGCGCCUUCGGCGACUAUUCGUCCUCGGUCCCCUCCACCCCGAGCAUCAGCCAGCGGGAGCUGCGCAUCGAGACCAUCGCGGCCGCCUCCACGCCCACGCCCGUGCGCAAGCAGUCCAAGCGCCGCUCCAACAUCUUCACGUCUCGGAAGGGUGCGGAUCUGGAGCGGGACAAGAAGGCCCCGGAGUGUAAGGUGGACAGCAUCGGCAGCGGACGGGCCAUCCCCAUCAAGCAGGGGAUUCUGCUGAAGCGGAGCGGCAAGUCCCUGAACAAGGAAUGGAAGAAGAAGUACGUGACGCUGUGUGACAAUGGGCUGCUCACCUACCACCCCAGUUUACAUGACUACAUGCAGGAUGUGCAUGGGAAGGAAAUCGACCUCCUGAGGACCACCGUGAAAGUGCCGGGGAAGCGGCUACCACGGGCCACGCCGGCCACCGCCCCCGGGGCCAGCCCCCGCGCCAAUGGGCUCAUCCUGGAGCGAAGCAACACGCAGCUGUGGGCGGGCACAGGCGCCCCGCACUCGGCCAGCAGCACGUCUCUGCACUCGGACCGCUCGCUCGGCGUGUUGUCCCUGGCCGGCCCCGGCGCCCGCCCCGACGGGCUGCACCAGCGCUCCUGCUCCGUGUCCAGCGCUGACCAGUGGAGCGACACCGCCGCCCUGGGCCCCGCCGCCACCCAGCAGUCCGCCAGCGGCCCAGCUGACACGCUCAGCUCCAGUCCCAAGUUGGAGCCGCCCCCGUCCCCCCACGCCAACCGGAAGAAGCAUCGACGGAAAAAGAGCGCCGGGACUCCCCGGCCGGACGGCCUAGCCGGCUCCGCGGAAGACGCGGAGGAGUCGUUCGAGUUUGUGGUGGUGUCGCUCACGGGGCAGACGUGGCACUUCGAGGCCUCGACGGCCGAGGAGCGGGAGCUGUGGGUGCAGAGCGUGCAGGCCCAGAUCUUGGCCAGCCUGCAGGGCUGCCGCAGCGCCAAGGACAAGACCCGUCCCGGCGGUCAGAGCGCAGCCCUGGCCGUGCAGGCCGUCCGCACCGCGCGCGGCAACAGCUUCUGCGUCGACUGCGACGCGCCCAACCCCGACUGGGCCAGUCUGAACCUGGGGGCUCUGAUGUGCAUCGAGUGCUCGGGGAUCCACCGGCACCUGGGGGCUCACCUCUCCCGCGUGCGCUCGCUCGACCUGGACGACUGGCCCCCCGAGCUGCUGGCCGUCAUGACCGCCAUGGGCAAUGCCCUCACCAACAGCGUCUGGGAGGGGGCCCUGGAGGGCUACGCCAAGCCAGGGCCCGAAGCCUGCAGGGAGGAGAAAGAGCGCUGGAUCCGGGCCAAGUACGAACAGAAGCUCUUCCUGGCCCCGCUGCCGGGCUCGGACGUGCCGCUGGGGCAGCAGCUGCUGCGGGCGGUGGUGGAGGACGACCUGAGGCUACUGGUGACUCUGCUGGCGCGCGGCUCCAAGGAGGAGGUCAACGAGACCUACGGGGAUGGAGACGGCCGCACGGCCCUGCACCUCUCCAGCGCCAUGGCCAACGUCGUCUUCACGCAGCUGCUCAUCUGGUACGGGGUGGACGUGAGGAGCAGGGACGCCCGGGGCCUGACCCCCUUGGCCUACGCCCGCCGCGCCGGCAGCCAGGAGUGCGCCGACAUCCUGCUGCAGCACGGCUGCCCCGGAGAGGGCUGCGGCCCGGCCCCCACCCCCGGCGGCGGGUCCGGAUCCUCCACCGAGCUGCACCGUAGUCCCAGCCUCCUGUGAGAGCGGGAGAGGGGAUGGGGGUGAGGGCGGGGAUCCGGUGGGGGCCGGGAGCCGGGGCCCGUUCUCCAGUGACGCGUCUAGAACGGAGAGGCGGACGCAGGGAGAGACGGGGAGGCAGGCCGUGGCGAUAGGCGGGAGGAGCUCGUCCAGGAGAGGAAGGCAGAGCCCGGAGCAGAGGGCGGGGUGUGGCAGGGGGAGGCGGGCGCGAACUCCGCCCUGGGGACCACGGCACAAUGCGGGCGGUGAGGGCACCAGCCCGCUGCUCUGUCGGUGCCAUUGACAAGGGCCGGGCUCUUUGGAGGCACCGGAGGGGGAGGAGAGAGCGGGACCUCUCUCCUCUCCCGGCCUCCUGCCCUCUGCCCGCCCCCCGCAAAAAAAACCUCAUUCCGCUGGGAACCGGGAGGACAGUUGGCCUGGGAAAGAGAAGGGAUAGGGGCACG